AUGUCCUCAAAAUUAUUCCUUGUAGUUUUUCUAAUCCUUCUCUCUUUCCACGUGGCAAAUGCUCAAAAAAAGAAAAACUGUAAAAGAUGUUUGGAUAUUUUGAGAAAACAAGGAAUUGAGGGAGUUGUCAGCAUGUUGAAUCAGGUGGGGUUUUAGGGUAAUUAGGGAUGUUAAUUAUGUUAAUUAGGGUAAUUAACACUUCAAGUUUAUUUAUUCAAUUAAUUAGGGUUGUAAUGUUUAUUUUUUUCAAAAUCAGAAAUUCAAAUUUUUAUUCAGAAACAAUGAGCUAUCUAAUUGAAUAUUGAAUUAGCUUACUUCUAAAAUUUUUAGUCAUGCGCUGGUUUGAAUGGAGCUGAGAAACAUUUCUGUGAACAAUCAGUGAAAAGAAGAAUCCCAUCGACUCAAGCACAAUUUCAGUAUAAUCCAAAUGAUCAUGGAACAAUUUGCAAAAAAGCCGAGUUUUGUUAA
Caenorhabditis angaria is the source of this 468-nucleotide messenger RNA. The record is from the annotation of a GenBank genome assembly. NCBI's taxonomy places the organism in Eukaryota, Metazoa, Nematoda, Chromadorea, Rhabditida, Rhabditidae.